Molecule: messenger RNA, 3064 nt
Organism: Trematomus bernacchii (emerald rockcod)
Lineage: Eukaryota; Metazoa; Chordata; Actinopteri; Perciformes; Nototheniidae
Gene: ttk
Product: ttk protein kinase
Exons: 23
Coding region: 123-2921 (932 amino acids)
Biological process (GO): chromosome segregation; protein localization to kinetochore; meiotic spindle assembly checkpoint signaling
Cellular component (GO): kinetochore; spindle; nucleus
Molecular function (GO): protein serine/threonine kinase activity; protein binding; ATP binding
Source: RefSeq, a predicted model, not a curated record
CAUCACGAACUAGCCAAUCAUCACCCAGCUAGGACGGAAGUGGCGAAUUUGAAAACUGGCAGUUGAAGGCGAGGCUUUUAUUUUGCUCUAAGUGAAACGUGAUUAAUGACAGCAUAAACACGAUGGAAGAGGAGGAGCACACAGACAGAAAGCGGCAGCUUGCCAUGCUUUAUCAAAGGAUCAACAAAAUAAAAAACGAACUCAAUGAAGAUGACACAGACAAUAUUAAGCAGAUUAUUGGCUCUAACUCACCUGAAUCAUGCCGCUCAUAUUUGCUGGUCCUGGAGAAGAAAGGAGACCCUCACAUGAAUCGUAAACACCUCACCAGACUUAUUGACUUUUAUACCAGAGUGUUCUCCAAUAUGCCACUGGGAAAACACUGUGAGGAUGAGAGCUAUGCCAGGAUGUUGGUCAGAUUUGCAGAACUAAAAGCAAUUCAGGAGGUGAAUGAGGCUGAAGCUAACUUCAACUUGGCGCGAUCUCACUGCCCAAACUUUGCAUUUGUUCACAUUGCACAUGCACAGUUUGAACAUUCUCAAGGCAACACAAAGAGAGGCAUUUACAUAUUGCAGAAUGCUCUUCAACUGGCAGCCAAACCGAAGGAACAGUUGGAGGUUGCGUUGAAAAGCAUGCAGUCAGGCAAAACACAACUCUACUGUUCAGAGGAUAAGGAAAAUCUACCAUUGUCGUCCAGCAGUAAUGUACACAGUGCGGUCCAACAAGGCUCAGUAUUCCAGAAAGUGUGCAGAACAUCAGACGGCACAGGCGAUUUACAGCUCUCCAGCAUUUUUGGUUCAGGGACAGAGCAACACGGUGGAUCCUCAGAUGAGCAGCUGUCAGGAUGGAGAUCUGGAUCUCAUCGCAAGAGAGCAGUUGGCAUGCCACCAGCUGUCAGCCCGGAGCAGACCUGGGAGGAGCAGGCAGCCGUGGACUCCACCACCACACUGCUUCACACGCACAGCACCAGGGACACCUCCAGAAUGGAUGAUGUUACCUUCAACUUUGACCAGGUGGUCAAUACCAACUCUCCUGAGUCGUGUUGGGCAUUUCUGACGGACCUGGAGAAGAGAGGCAACCCUCACACAGAUAUCAUCGUGCUCAAUAAGCUCAAGAACUGUUACUCUAAAAUCUUUUCCUACAUGCCAAUAAGAAAGUUCAACAAAAACGCCUGUUAUGCCAGGAUACUGGUCAGAUAUGCAGAACUCAAGGGGAUUGAAGACCCUGAAGAUGCUCAGGAUUAUUUCAUACUUGCAAGAUCCAACUGUAAAGGCUUUGCCUUCGUCCACGUAGCACAUGCUCAGUUUGAGCUUUCGCAAGGUAAUGUGAUCAAGGCAACUUCAAUUCUGCACAAAGCCCAGGCGUUAAACGCCAGGCCAGCAGAGCUGCUGGAGGGGGCCGUACGUAACCUGAAAGCUGGAGAGAAACUGCUCAUGCCCAACAGAGAGGAGGAACAUUCCACAGAUUUGCAGGUAGGUGCAAGUGGGUUUUCUUUUGGGAGAAACCCGGAGCCUUAUCUCCCUGCUCGGGUCCCUGUGAGCCGCUCAGUGGAACAGCCCAAAGCUUCCAGCUGGGAGCCUCUAUCGGAGUGGAAGAUUCCAACAUCCCUAAGCCGACACAUUUCCCCAGAGGAUAAACAAACACCACCUCCGGACCCCAGACCUAUUCCACGUGUUGUUGAGUCUCUCCCCACUCCAUCCUGCCAUCUACCGUCCAGACCGAACCGACAGACAGUCUGUCAGACUCCAAACGGCUACAGAAACCCCUCUGCUAACAGCUUCAUCACUCCUGUUGUGAAGAGAGUUGCUGAAAUGCCUUCCCCUGCAUUGGCAGCGCACAGAGCUGCACCCCCUCAGCAGCCGUGCACACCGCUGAACCAUGCAUCAGGCUCCCAGACCCCACAGGCUUCUCUCUCUGCGUUGUCGAAUGAAACCAUCACCAUUAAUGGCAAACAGUUCUUCAUUCUCAAGAUAAUUGGACGUGGCGGGUCCAGCAAGGUCUACCAGGUCCUGGAUCACAAAAAGCAGCUGUUUGCCGUGAAAUACGUCGACCUGGAGGAAGCUGACGCUCAGACGGUAGAGAGCUACAAAAAUGAGAUUCAGCAUCUGAACCACCUGCAGCUGUACAGCGAUCAAAUCAUUAAGCUCUACGACUAUGAAAUAACCAACAGCUACAUCUACAUGCUGAUGGAGUGUGGGAACUUGGAUCUGAACACUUGGCUGAGGAACCGCAAAACUGUGAAUCCACUGGACAGGAAGUUCUACUGGAGGAACAUGCUGGAGGCCGUCCACACCAUCCACAACCACGGAAUCAUCCACAGUGACUUGAAGCCAGCAAACUUUGUCAUUGUGAACGGUUCGCUGAAGUUGAUUGACUUUGGCAUCGCAAACAGAAUCCAACCAGACGUGACGAGCAUUAUGAAGGAUUCACAGGUUGGAACGUUGAGCUACAUGCCCCCUGAAGCCAUCAAAGACACUUCGUCCAAGCCAGGACAAUCACGAUCUAAGAUCUGUACAAAAGGUGACGUGUGGUCGCUGGGAUGUAUCCUGUACUGCAUGACGUACGGGAAGACUCCCUUCCAGAGCAUCACCAAUCAGAUCGCCAAGCUGCACGCCAUCAUCGACACCUCCCACCCUAUCGAAUUUCCUGACAUCUCGGAGAAGGAUCUGCUGGAUGUGUUGAAGAGCUGCUUGGUACGAAACCCCAGAGAGAGAAUUUCUUUAAAAGAACUGCUGGAUCAUCCGUACCUACAGCAUUCACAUGCACAAAGAGGUCCAAGUAACGGAGAUCUGCAGAAGAUCCUAACAGACCUCGCAGCCCUCCAGUCUCCAGGCAGCAUCAUCCGAGCAGCUAAUAAUCUGGCCAGAAUGUGCAGCAGCGGCAGGAAGUUGGAUGUUGCAGAGUGUGCAAAGUCCUUCUCUUGAACACUUCAGUACAGAAACAGUAUAUUCUUUAACAUGUAGAAAUAACACAUUUAUAUUUGUAACUUGUAACUUUGUAACAAAAUCAGUUUAGAACCAUCUUGUUGUCCUAUUGUGUUAAAAAAAAUCCCUUUUAUAAAUGAAAU